CAUCUCACCUACAACCGGAAAGCUUUUCACACAUAUACACACACACACACACACGGACCCAACAUGCGAACCCCACACUCGUAACACUUUAAUUAAAUAACUGUGUUUUUAUUCGUAUCACAAAGAAAAAAGUAAGGGAUUGUAAAAUUCACCAAACUUCCGUUUAUUGAAGGGGACAGAUGCAGAAAGGAAGAAAGGAAAAUAGGUCGGUUUCUUUGUGUAAGCGAUGUAAACAAUGGACCAGCGCGCCUGUGUGUGACGCCUCGCCGCCCCCUCAGGAGACCCAGAAGCCACCACAAUGUCAAAGAAAGUGGACGACAGUGAGUUGCAGACGCUCACUCUCUCUCCAACCAACACCAACGAUGAUGAGUCCUCGCCCUUCAUCAACCCUGCCAGUGAUGAGACUGCCUUCCCUAUCAGCCCCCCGCCAUCCUAUUCCUCUGUGACCACCUCAAGCAGUACCCUGACUGGGGAGAAAAGGAAGCUGGAGAGGAUGGCGAGUGCCCCAAGUGGUAGCUGCAGCAAGCCAGUCCCAGCACUGCGGGUAUCCACACCACCUGGCUCUUCCCGCAUCACCUACACUAAUGAACGGGCCAAUGAGAGGAAGAUGGACCUGAGCAAGAUUAUUCGAGAGCGCCCGACUCCGAGUGCUUCUAUCGGACAGAAGAAAGCCGCCCAACACCCACCAGACACCCCAAGGUACAAGGACUGCUCAGCAAGUCCAGGUAUGAAGGGGUUAGUAGUUAAUGCUCCAAACAGUAAGGCCACUAGCCUUCCCUGGGUGCGCUCCCCACCACCUCCGCCUCCCUUAGAGACUCAGGUGAGGCAGAAAGCCUCAACCAGUGGCACAGAUGUCACACCGUCUGGCGACCACUUCAUCUUUGCAAGCUCCACCCCGGUCAGCCCUGUGCCCUUGCUGCCCAUGCCUCCCAGUCGAGGCACCCCAAGCACAGUGAGGAGCGAGGCCUCUAGGGCAUGGCUGAACAGGUCAGGGAUGCGGUCUGGGCUGCGGUACAGGACGGGUAUGGAUGCCCGGAAGAUGGACCGUCCUGUUCAACAUCACACCUUCCUGGCAGAUGUGGCAGAUGUGCGGCAGAUUGAGCAGGGACUCUUGCAGCUAAUGGAGGACUUCCAAGCCGGCAGUCUGCGUGCUUUUGGGAAGGACUCGCGGCUGAGGCAGAUGGAGGCCAUACGGGAGCAGCAGGAACGCUUGGCACGGCUUCACUUUGACGUUGGAGCAGAGCAGGACCUUUACCCUCCACUGUCGGAAGAAGGACUGAGGGCUUCCCACAGCAAUAUGCACACUCUUAUGGAGAAACUGGCGCAACUCUCAGAAUCCAUCGAGCGACUCCACACAAACACCAGCAGCAGUGAGAGGAAGAGUGCCCCCAGCCACCUCUUUGCCCAGUGGAGCAGCACUGAUUCCCCUCCCAAGGCUCACCACCACCACCAUCACCACCACCACCACCACCAUGGCCACCACCACCAUAGCCACCACCAUGGUCACCACCAUCACCACCACCACCAUAGCAGUCACAACACUUCCAAUAAUAACACUACCUCCACUUUAACAGAGUCACUUAGUAGCUCCCAGCAGACCACUCCCACCAACACACACAAUGCCAACAGUAACUCUCCUGCCCCAGCCACCUCUGCUACCCAUCAUCACAAUUCCAGCCCAGGUUCCUCUCGGCUGUCCCAGGGUCAGCCUCCAGUGCCCCUCAGACUGAAGGGAACCAAUGGAAGUCCCUUCAGUGGCACAUCAAAAACAGGAAAAGUUGGGGAUUCCUGAUCAAUGCCUCUGUGCAGUGUUAAGGAGACUUGUGUCAUGACUUGUGGCUGAUGGUCUUGCUUUCAUGGAGAGCUACAAAUCCUCCACUCAUAUUCCAAAAAUAGCAUGAGUUUUUCCCCACUAUUUCUCAUUUUCAUUCUCUUUGUGUGUAUUCUUUUAUACACCGUGGAGUGUGAGGAAGAUAUAUUAAUCUUUGCUAAAGUUGUUGAUUAUAUAAAGGUAAAAUAGUUAAUCCUUGAGAAAUAUAAUAGCUCUAUUUUUAUUGAAAGUACUAUACACAUAAUAUUAGUACUCUGUGGUUUGGUAGAUCUUGGGACUCAUUGUAAGGACCAAGUGUGGCCCAUAGGGCAGUGUUUCCCUUGAGGAAAGAGAAAAGGUGGAAAGAUUUGUUCCUGGUGGAGGUGUGUUGGUACCCUGGCAUAUUGCUCAGGCUGCCAUCCAGACAUCCAUCCAUCCAUCCACUGGGAAAUGGACUCCAUGAACAGGUGUAGCCAUGGACAAAAGUCAAGUAAGCUUCUGCACUUAUUCCCAUUGUGUUUGGUGCCUUCUCUCUGUCCUCAGUUUUUUUUUUCUGGUGACAAACUCACAACAAAACUUGAGUCCUGUCAGAUUCCCAAGAGCUCAGAAGGCUGAACAUUGAAAUAAAACACUAAGCACAAUAGGAGCAUGUGUGCUGUAUUAAUUGACCUCUGUCCAGGACUGUAACCCUCAUCACCAUUUACACCUUUACCCAUAAUGCCAUUCUGUGCUGAAACACUAUCCAUCUAUUUAUCUAGAUGCAUAUGUACUAAGCUAGCAUAUCCACCGAGGGGACUGCAGUGUAAAACGAGACAAGCCCACAUUAUUAUUGCCCUGUGUGGGAUUUAAAACUAGGUUCUCUCUUUUAUCUUAUUGCCAGAUUGGGUACUGGUGAGUCUGUUGCUGCUCGUCCCUGGUGACUUGAGACGAAGUGUUGGCUGUCGGGUCUGUGAUGCUUGUGUUAAGUACUGAUAGAGAUUUAUUCUGUCGAGACGUAUUCAUUUACUGUUAAUUGCAUUUAUAAUUAAUAUACAUUGGUCAGCAUUCUUUGUGCUUUAAGUUUGUGUAUAUUGGUAUGUGCUAUUUUAUAUACAUUAUCAACUUUUUUUUUUCUGCUGAUAGUUUUUAUUGUAGGAAGUUUGUAGUUUGCUAAGUAGUGAGAGUAUUCUAUUUGCAAAGCAUUUCAUUCCAUAUGUUUCAUUUAUAGAGAGGACUGUACUGUGACGUUAAAACUGGAGUCAGGACUAGGGGUGCAUGUUUCAUAGUUGUCAAGGCUGUUACCUGAGGUUCCCUAACAAAUUCUUACCUUCAGCUGGUGAUGGGGUCUUUGAGUGAGGUGUUGGCAGCUUAUGUAUGUCAGGAGUCACUCAUAUAUUUCCCUCCUGAUAUCAAUCCUCUAAAUUAAACUCUGUGUAUCUUAUUUGUUAGUUUGAGGGGUGAAGUCAUCCUAACAUGAAAUUCAGAUUUUAGUUGCAUUUUCACAAGACAGCAAACAAUAUUGACUCAAGCUGGUUAUGAAUAUUUCCUUGGCUGGUUUUACUAUGCCUGCUUAAAUCUUGCAUAUAUCAUGUUUGUCAUUUGUUACCUUUUAUACGGGGUUUUUUCUCAUGAUAUCGCUGUGAAGAGCAUUGUUGUGUAAUGAUGAGGCAGGUUUUGCAGAGACUGGUGAAGUGGGUUGAUCUAGUCAUUGACAAGGAGUGAUCUGGUCAACAUAGAAAUUUUGUCCACUAGUCUGUAUGUUUAUGAAUGAAGUUAUUGGACCAAGCUCAGACAAAUAAAGGGAAUAGCUGGUAGGAAAACUAAAGGUGAAUGAAGAGUACUAUAUAUUCUCUAAGAUUUCUACAAAAGGUCUUUUCAGAGAGAAUAUAGCAGAAAUGUCAAAAUUAGUCAUGAGUAUACUAUGUAUGUAUACUUCCCUUGCAGUGGAACAUGUUGCAAGAUUUCUUGAGAUGUUAGAGAAUAUACAUAAUACUCUUUCAGCCCAAGUCUUCUGUCAUCUUUCUUACUCAUUUGUCUCCUCAGUGUCCAUUGUAUAGCAUAUAUUAUUAUAUCAAAAUGUUGAAGAGUAAUCUUAGGUGCACUAUGUUAGAAGUUUUUAUGUAAGGUAAAUGUAAAGUUAUCCAUUUAUCAACAGAGGGAAAUGUCUGUCCCAAGGUCUUUCCUGUUCUCAUGAAGUCACAUUGGGUAUUUUAUGAUGUUAUAGUAUUUUAUUUAUUUAUUUUAUUUUAUUUUUUUAUGAAGACCUUGAAAGAGAUGAAAUAAAAAUGCCUUAUGUAGC
Scylla paramamosain (green mud crab) is the source of this 4088-nucleotide messenger RNA. Its product is annotated as lateral signaling target protein 2 homolog. Lineage: Eukaryota; Metazoa; Arthropoda; Malacostraca; Decapoda; Portunidae. The transcript is spliced from 7 exons. The coding region runs from base 299 to 1792 and encodes 497 amino acids. The record is from RefSeq and is a predicted model, not a curated record.